Messenger RNA from Acanthopagrus latus (yellowfin seabream), 4711 nucleotides. Its product is annotated as claspin. NCBI's taxonomy places the organism in Eukaryota, Metazoa, Chordata, Actinopteri, Spariformes, Sparidae. Gene Ontology annotation, molecular function: anaphase-promoting complex binding. The record is from RefSeq and is a predicted model, not a curated record. The transcript is spliced from 24 exons. Bases 279 to 4304 code for a protein of 1341 amino acids. Gene Ontology annotation, biological process: mitotic DNA replication checkpoint signaling; activation of protein kinase activity; mitotic G2 DNA damage checkpoint signaling.
AGCGAGGACGGGUCGAUUGACACCUCGGUGAGGAAAGACUCGGGGCCAGCUGUCACGGCGCGCGAAAGAUCAAAUUUUCUAUUCGGUGUGUAGGAACGGGCGGGAGGAAGAGGAGCACCUCGGCUAAACACUUUCUAAAUGUGCUUUAAACGACUGAAAUAGCUUCUGUCGCACGGACAUUAACUUCUCGACGUCUGCUGUGGCUGCUGAGAUACGGCGGAGGGUUGUCCGCGCUGGUUUAUUUCACAAGAAGAGCGUAAACUAGCCGGCGGACAAAGAUGAGCCUCGUCCACUCUCAACACCAGGCAGAAGGGCUCCCAGUUGUGCCCCCAACUGCAGCAGAGAGCGAUUCAGACAGCGGGAUGGGCUCUCCAGCAGAGGAGAUGGUGACGGUGACAGCCAACAAUAGAGAAGAGCUUCCAGAUUCUGAUGAUGAUGAAGACAUCACAGUUCACAGAAAGCCACAUCGUAACGCCAUCCGAGACAGUGACAGCGAGGAAGAGGGCGCAGCUGCAGAUAACAGUGUUCACAUGGCUGAAGCACUUGUCUUAUCCGCUUCCAGUGGAGAUGAGAUGGAGACUGGAGAGGCGGAAGAGAAGAGUGAGAGGAAAGAGAAAGGAGGGCAGAAAACAAAGAGAAUACGCCACGCUCCUAUUGACAGCGAAGACAGUGAGCCUGAACAGGAGCAACAGGAGGAUGUGAGGAAGGAGAAGGAAUCGACAAAGGAGCAGAAGAAGAGGGAGAAGAGUCAGAGACAUCGGGAGAAAAAGGAGAAGCAUAGCAAAGCUGUGGAAAAACUGAAGAAGAAGAAAGACAGAUUCUCUGAAACAGAUGAGAACACGCCUCCUGCUCGGGCUCUGAAUGACAGUGGGUGUCCGCUGGGUGACAACGACCUGUUUGACACUGGUCUGGGUGAUGAGGAAGAGGAGGAAGAAGAGUCUCUGGAGGCCAUUAGAGCUGCUGUCAAGCAGAGGAUGAAAAAACAUAAGGAUCCUCUCCUGAAUGAGGAAGAUGAUGACGAGGAGGAUGAAGUGGCAGCAGAGAAGCCCCAGCGUGUGGAGAGGAAAGCUGCACGAGCCAGCAAAGAGGCAAUGAAGCAGCUCCACAGUGAGUCCCAGAGGCUGGUCAGAGAGUCCGAACUUGGUCUGCCGUACCACAUCCCUGAGCCGAAGACCAUUGACCAGUUCUUCAAGAAGAGAGCCCGUCCAGAGGGUUCUGCCAUGGCACUGUUGAAAUCCACCAAGUAUUCAGCCGUGAUGUUGGAGAAACCGACACCUCCCACUGAUCCACCCAGUGAUUCUGUGCAGCCAUCCACAGAGCAGGACUCUUCUCCCUCUCUGGAUCUGUCCUCCACUCAAAUCCAGCCUAUACAUCACCCUGCUGCCACCUCAUCCCCGCAGCAAGAGAGACUCAGCGAGGGCCAAGAAGCCACUGAGAGCUUAGAUCCCGAGCAGGAAUCUGGACCGAUGCUUUACCUCUCUGAGAGUCUGCAGGAGUCGCUCCCAACAGAUGCAGUAGUGAGAUAUGACCCUGGAGAAGAAAUCUCUGCUGCGUCUUUAGAACAAAGCAAGACUGUAGUAACGUCUGAUUCUGAUGCUCUGCAAAAAGAGGCGAAAUCUGAGGUUGUGUAUGAGCCUUUAGCCACUCAGUGUGGGAGCACUGAUCCAGCUGCAGCAGAGCCUUCACCACAGCAACACACUAAACCCAAGAAGGACAAAUUUGCCAUGCUUAAAAAGCUUGGACUGGACCCCCCACCUGUUGUUAAAUUGUGCCCAGAUGAUGGAGCCUUUGUUCAACUCGAGCCUCCAGAGCUCAACCCUGGUCUGGAGGCCCUGAAGAACCGCUUCCUUCGUCAUGUCAAGGCACCCACGCGUCCUCAGGGAGAGCGGACAUUGCAGGUUAACAUCAUCCGUAAAGACAGCACGCCAUCCGGUCAGGAAGAGCUGCACACUGAGUCAGUCACUGUCACUGUUAAAGAGGGAGCAGAGGAGCCUGUGGUGACCAAACCAGGAGAGAAGCUGCUGACUCUGAAGCAGCGCCUGCAGCUCGCCAUGGCCCAACGGAGACAGGAGGAGAGGGCACGCAAGGCCGAGCUGAAUCGCCUUGACAAUGAAGAAUGUGGGGAGGAUGAAGAGGAGGAGGAAGAUAUGACAGAUGAUUCUGAGGAAGAAGAGGGUCUGGAUGAAUUACUGGGAGGUGAUGAAGGUGCAGCAGAGGAGGAGGAGGAAGGCAGUGUGGCCCAGAGUGUCAGGAGCCCUUCUCCUGCAGCACUGAAUGGACCCUCACCCACUCCUUACCCAGUUAGCACAGAUGGCACACUCUUGCUCUUCCCGGGCAACUCAUGCUCUCGCACAGGUGAUGGUGUAAGAAGGUCUGGUCCUUCUGGACAGGACAGCAGCAAUAAAAUGGAAGAGGACGACUCUCUGUCCCUGGUGAAAGAUAACAGCCACAACAGCAGCUUCGAACUUGCUGGAUCUAUGAUAACCUCCUACCAGCCUGUCAGUCAUCAGCGCUCCGCAGGGAGAAACAUCCCCAAUUCCUCAAUUUUCCGCUCCCCAUCUCCCUGCCUCUUCAGGCCCAGCUUUCUCGGCUCUGCCUCCAAGAGUUCAGGAAAACUCUCCGAGCCCUCUCUUUGCCUCCCUGUCGAGGACUCCCAAGACUUGUAUGCACCUCCAUCUCCAGGAGCAGAUUCAGGGCCUCUGGGUGGAGCAGCUUCUGGUCCUGGUCUGGGAGGAGACUCUCAGGGUCGCUUCUCCCUGGAAGACGACACCCAUUCUCAGUUACUUGACGCAGAUGGCUUCCUUAAUGUGGGGCCGCGCCCCGGUGCGCCUCGCUCUCACAAGAGACAGUUGAUCCUGGACAGCCUGGAUGAAAACGCAAUGGACGCCAACAUGGGGGAGCUGAUGGGUUUGUGUUCGGGCGUUUUUGGGACAGCGGAGAGCGGCUCGAGUCAGACCAAAGGUCUUGGAUCUACACAGGAGGAUGAGCUGCUCGGGUUGUGCUCGGGAGCCUUUCCACCAACACAGGCUGGAGAGGAGCAGGUGGAAACGGAGAAGAGUAAAGAAAGAGGAGAGGAUGAAGAAUCUGAUAAUACCAUGGAUCAGCUGCUCGGACUGUGCUCAGGGAAAUUUCCAAGUCCAGGUUCUUCUCGUUCAGCUUCACAGACACAAGACAGUAAAACGAAGCCAGAGGAGGAAGAGCAGGAGGAGGAAGAGGACUGCGAGUUCCGACUUCUGUCAGAUGUCGAAAGUGAACAGGAGGAGGACAAUGAUGACGAUGAUGGAGAGGAUGCAGAUGGGGAUGAGGCUGAAGCCGGUGAGGAGGAUGGCGAUGAUAUAGAGGAGGAGGAGAUGCAGGGAGUGUUCGCAUCCCAUCGGGUUAAGAAGAAGAAGAAGAAAAUGCGUCUGACCGACUACUUGGACUCGGAGGCUGAGUUGUCAGGCAGCGACCUGGGCAGCGAUGAUGAGGACGGAGACGGAGAGAGUGAAUACGAGGAGGAGGAGAUUCUAGAAGACCUCCCCUCUGAUGAAGAGCUACAGGACCAGGUCAACAAGAUCCACAUGAAGCAGAUAAUGGAUGAUGACAAGCGUCGUCUGAGGCUCUACCAGGAGCGCUACCUCGCUGAUGGCGACCUGCACUCUGACGGUCCGGGACGAGCUCGACGCUUCCGUUGGAAAAAUAUAGAUGAUGGUUUCAACGUGGACGGGACGGGAGCAGAGGGUGAGGAAGAUGAGGAGGAAGAUGACGUGGACCUGUCUGAGGUCCAGAGGAGGAAGGAGAGACUGGAGAGGGAACAGUGGCUCAGAGAACAGUCUGAACAGAACGCCAAGAAAGGGGAAGAUUUGGAUGCAGAUGAUGAGAAGAUUGGAGAGGAGGACAGUCACUUCAUGAAGCUUGCCAAGAAGCUCACUGCCAAGACCCUGCAGAGAAAAGAAUCUUCUGUGGCACCACAACCAGAGAGGAAGACCUCAGCAGCUCUCAACCCCUUCCAGAAACCCUCACAGCCCUUACAGGUGAGAAGAGGCUCGCUACUGAGUCAGCCUCACUCCGUCCUCCAGAAGCUGGCGUCAAUCUCAGAAGGGAAUCCUCUGGCGCCCAGAAACAGCCGAGGAUUCCUGUUUCAGACUCUGUCUCCCGAGAAGGACAGCUCGACCUCAGAUGCUCCCCAGAAACAGAUGAUGAUGAAGAAGAGGGGGCCGGUGGGAGCCGUGAACCCGGCAGCAAAGAGGGUCUGCAGGGAGAACACACCUGCUGGACAGACUAAAGGCCCCCAGAGGAGCAUCUUCAGCUUCCUCGGCCACUGAGGUCAAAACACACUAACAGAAGGAUAAUCAUCAUCAUCAUCAUCAUCAUCAGAACUGACUGACCUCAUCACAUGUUUCACCAGUAAGACCUCAAGAUGAAGGAGGAGGGGGGAAAUGAUAAAGAUCCCUCUGUGAAACACAAAUACAGAUACUUGUAUGUUUACAUUGCCUUUAAAUGGCGACCUGAGAGCACCACUGACUCAUCUGCUGAUGUUUUUCCUCACACACACACAUCAGCUGUUCACUUUUGUCUCACUUUUUAAUCAUUUCUGCCUGGACUGACAGACGUCCACCAAGAAUGUUUUUAUCAUGUAAAUAGGAUUGAUUUGGUUGUUAAUGAUAGGGGAUAUUUGUAUGAUGAUUGAAAUGUAUUUGUUUUACGUUGUAAAUAAAAGUGUAUUUUAAGA